UCUUUCUGUUAUUCUCACGGCGGAGCUUCCAACGCCGACGUCUACAGAGAGAGAGAGAAACCGUCGCCAGCAAAGCAAAAAUCAAUGUGCUCUGUAAAGCACAAGCAGAAGCACCAAAACAGCCAGAAUCACCACCGCAUCUCCCCCUCCACCGCGACCUCCGGCAGCGGCGAGGAUUGGAGAGAUGUGGCCAUCGCCACCGGAUCGCUGAAGCACGUCGACCUCAACACCGGAUCCAACGGCUGGGCAUCGCCGCCGGGGGACAAUUUCUCUGUCCGCGGUCCGAAUUACCUCGCGAAGAAGGCUAAAACCCCCGCCGGCGAGUGGCUGAUGAAUCCCGCCGGCGUCGACUGGCUCAGAUCCAGCGCAAAACUCGAUCACGUCCUCGCGCGGACGGACAACCGCGUGAUGACCGCGCUACGCGCAUCGAAGUGCGAGAAAUCUUCUAAAACGUUCAUCAUCGCGAUCAAUUUACAAGUCCCCGGGCGCGAGCAUUACUCCGCGGUUUUCUACUUCUCCAGCAAAAUCGACGAGCCGAUUGUCUCGAAUCCGCUGUUUCACCAGUUCAUCAACGGCUCCGACGCCUUCCGAAACAGCCGAUUUAAGAUCGUGAAUAAGAUCGUCAAAGGACCGUGGAUUGUGAAAUCGGCGGUGGGGAAUUACUCAGCGUGUUUGUUGGGGAAGGCAUUGAAUUGCUACUAUCACCGCGGACCUAAUUAUUUGGAAAUCGAUGUCGAUAUCGGUAGCUCCGCAAUCGCCUCCGCAAUUUUGAAGCUGGCGUUAGGUUGCGUGACGGCGGUGACGGUGGACAUGGGGUUUUUGGUCGAGGGGCAAAAGGAGGAAGAGCUCCCCGAGCGGCUGUUCGGCGCCGUGAGGAUUUGUCAAAUGGAGAUGAGCUCCGCCACGUUUGUUGAUAGCGCCGCCGUUGCAACGAGCAAGGUUUUGCCGAUGAGUAGCGGCGGCGAAAGCGAAAAUGAGGUUUGAUUAACUCAUCAUUUUCGUUGUUAUUUAGCUAUUGGUAAGUAUAUUAAACAAAUACUAUUAUGAUGAAUCCCUUAAUGUAGUAAUAAUCGUUUAGUUGCAAUGGUGAUUUUAUUUAAUUUCACCAUUUUGAUUGUGUUACCUUUAAUUUCUUCAUCACUGACAUUAAAAAGAACUUGGAAAAAUGUUUAUAAUAUGAUGGUAACCCUACAACAGUUAUAGAUAUAUAAAUAAUUAUUGCCUUUUGCUUGGAAUGCUCAAUCUGCACAGUGCAAUGCUAUUGAUUAAACUCCGGCCUAGAAAUUUGUGCUUUUCAUGUUAUGUCAUGGAAAUUUAGUCUUCUUGAUUGCUCUUGUAUCUUAAAAAGCUAUUGUUUUCUUCAACUCCUACAAGAUGAUGAGGAUGGCCCCGUCAAGAAAAAAUAGAUUUUGGUUGCUUUCAUAAAAGAAAGGACUCAACCUUUUUUGCUAAUAAUUCCGAAUUUGGUUGGUUUGCAUUAGUUUUACUUCGUCUUAUUAUAUGUUAACUGUUGAAUGUAUCAUAUUAUUCUAUGGAUAUUGAAGGGAAGCUAACAAUGAAGAAAGGGAUAUGGCUACCUUUUUCUCCAGCCAUCCAAAAGGUAGGAAGGAGAGAGCCAUAUUUUGCAUCAUUUUUCUUGAAAGAUCUCAUUUUCUUGAGGAUUCCACUAUUUCUGAGAAGGUAAGGGUAAGUUUGAAGUCUGAAAAUCACUCAGUAAGAAAAUGUACUUUAACAUCUACCUUGGAAGGGCAUGAAUGAGGUACAACAAUCAUGAAUCAUGAAUGACGAAUAACGAAUCAUAAAUCA
Molecule: messenger RNA, 1806 nt
Organism: Salvia splendens (bonfire salvia)
Lineage: Eukaryota; Viridiplantae; Streptophyta; Magnoliopsida; Lamiales; Lamiaceae
Product: protein ENHANCED DISEASE RESISTANCE 2-like
Exons: 2
Coding region: 85-984 (299 amino acids)
Source: RefSeq, a predicted model, not a curated record